Ochlerotatus camptorhynchus is the source of this 1864-nucleotide messenger RNA. RefSeq names its product cell division cycle 20 protein fzy (gene fzy). Gene Ontology annotation, cellular component: anaphase-promoting complex. The record is from RefSeq and is a predicted model, not a curated record. NCBI's taxonomy places the organism in Eukaryota, Metazoa, Arthropoda, Insecta, Diptera, Culicidae. Gene Ontology annotation, molecular function: ubiquitin ligase activator activity; protein binding; anaphase-promoting complex binding. Bases 121 to 1740 code for a protein of 539 amino acids. Gene Ontology annotation, biological process: anaphase-promoting complex-dependent catabolic process; positive regulation of anaphase-promoting complex-dependent catabolic process; positive regulation of ubiquitin protein ligase activity. The transcript has 3 exons.
UUCCCGUUGCCUUUUUUACCUCGCGGGAAACUAUACGAAAGUAGAGAAAACAAAAAGGCAAGAGAAUUUCGGGUGCAUAAUCUGUUUGUUUGGUAGUGUUAUAGCAAAAACAUCGGAGCAAUGUCGCAAUUCAACUACAUCAACGAGCUGAACAACUUCAUAACAAUGGACGGCGAGCUCACAAAAGGACCUGCUCCUCGGUGGCAGAAAAAGCUGGACUUGUCAGCUGCUUCAACAAGUUUCAAUGCUAGUUCGAUGAACACGUCUCGUCAGAAAUUGUCCGCAUCGUUCACCAACAGCCAGCAGGCGGUUCCACCUGGAAUGCUCAGCGGGAAGACUCCGAAUAAGAAACCCGGAGGUUCCGGUAGCAAGACACCCGGCAAAGGAAAAGCACAAACACCAAGUCAGAAACAAGGUGGUGACCGAUUCAUCCCAAACCGCACGACCACGGAUUUCGAUUUGGGUCAUUACAUGGUGAAACAGAAUGAGGCGAAGGCGGAAAACGACGGUGAAGGAAGUGGAGAGGAAAGCCAACCGAGCGGUGGCCAGACAAGCCCUACUAAGAAUGCAGAGCGGAUCAAGAUUCUAUCGGAGGCUGUGAAAGGAUGUGAUAUCAGUAACAAGCGCAUUUUAUCGUACCAGACGAAGGCCCCGGCAGCUCCAGAGGGACACAUGAACCCUCUGAAGGUCGUUUACUCGGUAAAGACACCCAUGUCCACCAAGAGUGGAUCCCGUUUUAUACCGAACGCCCCGGAGCGCAUUCUGGACGCUCCGGAUAUUAUCAAUGACUAUUAUUUGAAUUUGAUGGAUUGGAGUGGUGAUAACGUGGUUGCAGUUGCACUUGGAUCGUCGGUGUAUCUAUGGAACGCAGCCAGUGGCAACAUUGAGGUUCUAUAUGAGAACGAAGGCGGGGAUCAUGCUUGUUCGUUAAGCUGGAUUCAGGAGGGACACAUUCUUGCCGUUGGAACAACGACGGGUACGGUAGAAUUAUGGGAUUGUGAGCAGAUGAAGCGGCUUCGUAUCAUGGAUGGCCACUCCGGUCGUGUAGGAGUACUGGCAUGGAAUUCAUUUGUCGUAUGCUCGGGAAGCAGAGAUGGAGCCAUCGUAAACCAUGAUGUGCGUACUAGAAAUCACAACGUUGCCAUGCUUCGUGGACACAGUCAAGAGGUUUGUGGUCUGAAAUGGUCCACUGAUGGUAAAUAUCUUGCCAGCGGAGGAAACGAUAACUUGGUCAACGUGUGGAGUUCAGCUAACGGAGCUCCACAUACAACCACAGAUCCAUUGCAUUCUUUCAACCAACAUCAAGCAGCGGUUCGUGCAUUGGCCUGGUGUCCUUGGCAGACAAACACUUUAGCCACAGGAGGUGGAACCGCAGACAGGUGUAUCAAGUUCUGGAACGUCAAUAAUGGUCAAAUGCUCAACUCUGUCGACACCAAGUCUCAAGUAUGCGGACUAUUGUUCUCCAAGAAUUAUAAAGAACUGAUUUCGGCACAUGGCUACAUCCACAAUCAGCUAACAGUAUGGAAGUAUCCGUCAAUGAACAAGCAAAUCGAUCUGAUGGGUCAUACUGGACGAGUGCUGCAGAUCGCAAUGUCUCCCGACGGUAGCACCGUGAUGAGUGCGGGUGCCGAUGAAACGUUAAGACUGUGGAACUGUUUCCAGCCAGAUCCUUUGCUUAGUAAAAAGGAGAAAUCCGUCACCCGAGAAAAACCGAGUUUGCUCAAGCAGAGCAUUCGGUGAGUGGUAGGUCCUAGAUUAAUUCCAAUUCAUAGGUUUUUUUUUAUGCAAUGUGUUCUUGUAUUAAUUGACAUUUUUAGCACAUUUUAUUUUGCUGCCAUUCUUUUGUUGUUGUAACGUAGGCAUG